UGCAAACCAAGUUUCAGACGUAAUGUGAAAGGUGUACGGCUGUUGACACUCCCUAUCUCCCGGGAUUGUGGGUUUUUUUUAUUAUUGAAAAGUUGCCUAGUAAACGUGGCAGCUGAAACGCCUGUCUCGGAUGUAAAAGAUGGCAGGCGUAAGAGCAAAGUCAAUCCGACAAACCGGGAGUCUGCUUCGAAGUCGCUCAGAAGGGACCCUCAUCGAUCUAGAUGACAAUGUAACCAUCAACAACAAUAGCUUACAAGGGAGUUACAUGUCAAAACAUUUGGAAUGGCCUGUUUUGCAGCCUGCCAUCCAAUCUCAAGGACAAACAACAAAUCCCUUCUGGAACAAACUGUCUCAGUCAAAUCCUUUCUUAGAUGACAUUGUACAUAGAAACACCACUGAAUUACAGGUGUCCAUACUGAAGGAGGAUCCAUCAGCCUUGUUUGGUAACAGUACUGAAGACUGUGAAAGUACAUCGUCAGAUGAAAACAAUUUUGGUCAUUUUCUGGGGCCUGAGAGGAAUAGCCUUAAUAGAUCUGGACGUUGGAGAAGUGCCUCAGACAUUCUUGAUAGUCUUGCAAAAAAAGAAUCCCAAAAGGAGAAGAGUGCUCAAGGACCAUUCUUGAAACCUGAUUUUGACUGGCUUAAAAAUGAUAUGGAGGCUUAUAAAAUGGCCUGGCUGAGUCACAGGCAAUUGACCAGGUCCUGUUUGAACCUCAGCCUGAUAAAGCAAAGUCCUGGUUGGGCUCAAACACAAGCCACAGACACACAGGUUUUUUGUAAAGUUGAUCACAAUGGAGGCUCAGUGCAGUUGCCAGACUCUCAUAUUAGUGCCCACAUUCCCAAAGGUCAUGUUGCUCCAGGGGAGAUCCAGGAAAUUGGACUCAAAGCUAGUCUUGAUCCUCCACGUGGAAUCAAUAAUAAUUAUGUUACAUCUGUGAGUCCUCUUUUGGAACUCAGUUUGAGCAAUCCUAAUACUAUGGAAGGCAUCUCACUUGAUAUUAAAAUGGCAGCGGAAGUGAAAAACGACCCUUUGAGUCAAGUCAUGACUACAUUUGUAGGUCUGGUGGCCCAUAGAAAAGAUGGACCUUAUGAAAAAGUUAAAGACUGUUACAUAUAUAAGGACAUGUUACAAAUGAAGAUCCAGGACCUAAAACCUCACAUGUUCAUCAUUGCUGCUGCAGAGGCCACAGUCAUCCAGCCACCAGCAGCCUCAGUGUGGGACUACUUAAACCGACAUUACACAGUCGCAGUAUAUGGUCCCAAGCAUAUUCAUCCAUCUUUUAAAGUUGUGCAAGUCAUCUCUUGCUAUAAUCUUGUUCCACCCAGACUUCCUUUCUCAGACAUCCAAAAAGGUAAAAGGAACUUGCCUCCUGUUGUGUUGCAACUGUGGGGAAAGCAUGAGUUUAAUCCACAAAGCCUAACUGAUUUGCACAUUACAACCAGUGUAAUGGAAUCAAAGUUUGAAGUGAAAAAUGAGGAUCAGAAAAAAGUGGUCAAAAUGGAGGUGCUCAAAGCAGGCAGAGUGAUCCACUUGCCAUUGGACCUAUCCAAGACAAGCAAUGGAGAUAUGGGUCCGUUUAAUCUCGCUAUCCAUGUGAAGGAUUCAAAUAGCCUCUUAUUAGCAGAGUUUAACAUUACUUCUCCUGAGGCUGCUCCUUUGAGGACAGAAAAGCAUGGAUUCAGAAAUGUGGAUCGUCAUAGGGAAGUGACCCGUACUCAAGCUAUUCCAGAAGAAUCUGUCCCAGAGUUUCCAAAGUUUCAGGAUAUGCCAGUAAAUAUACAGUGGUAUGGAAUUGCCUUGAAAUCUCUUCUAAGACAGCCAAGAGUUGAGUAUCUCCUAGAGUACUUCAAGGGUGACACAAUUGCUCUGCUUUCCAGAGAAACUGUUAAAUCUGUUGGACAGUCAAAAGUAAAAGAGUGGUAUAUUGGCUUCCUCAGGGGAAGUGUUGGUUUGGUACACUGUAAAAAUGUGAAGGUCAUAACAAAGGACCAAGUAAUUGACUAUUCUGGGGUUAGACUCACAACACAAACCUUGCUGGACAACAUGACUUUGCCCUUUAAAAAGCUCACCUACAUGUACUCUGCAAUUCAGACCUUAGUAACGGAUCACAUAAGCUCUUGGAGGACUUUUGCUGCAGCUCUGGGCUACACAAACCUUACUGUAGACGGUUUCUCUAGAAGGCGAGCUGAUACAGAAGCAGAGAAAGUAGCAUGUGUACUUGAGAAACUUAAGGAAGACUGCCACACAGACAAAACUAAAAGGAAAUUUCAACAUGAACUCAUAAUUGGCCUCUUUAAAAUGGAUGCUCAGGGCCUUGUAGCCCAUUUAAUUCAGAACACAGUUAUUCUGUCCACAGCAGUUGAGCUUGGUGUACGGUGGAGGGAACUGGCUGAGAAGAUUGGAAAACUUUCCAAUUCUCAGAUUGCUGGUUAUGAGGCACCACACAGAGGGAAAAAUGGAGAAGUCAGUGCCCAGUCAAUGUGGAAGCCUGCAUAUGAUUUCCUGUACUCGUGGAGUAUGCAGUAUGGUGAGGGCUAUAGGGACAUGAUUCAGGAUCUCCAUCUGGCCCUGGACAAGAUGAAGAGCCCAGUGACUAAACACUGGAGACAGAUUACUGGAGCUCUCAUUACAGUAAACUGCAUGGAGUUCUUAAGAGCCUCUGCCUUUCACACAGCAUAGUGAACAUCAAGCUGCAACCUUUUAGAAUGUUAGAAUGUCUUUUUUCUGUAGAUACAUCGUCUAAAUGCUUUCUUUGUAUAGUUUAUAAUUGAAAAUGUUAAAAUAUGAAUGUUUGUUGGACUUUGCUGGAAUGUCUUUUGUUUGUUUGUUUUUGUUUUGUUGUUUGUUCGACAUGUGAAGUUGUGUAGGACAACAAAAAGGUUUUUAACAAUACGUGUUUCUUCAUGUUAAUAUACUGUAUAGUUUAAUAUUAUGUUACAUUGUGUUUAUGUGCAUUUCAAUCUCCUAACAUUGAAGUAGCGAGAAUCUGGACACUUUCCUUACAUCAAGUCCAGCCUCUUAACACAAAGCCGGAAUACGUUUAUUCUGUUGCCUCUACAACUGAUUGCUUUAAAUGUGACUUUGAUUUAUGAUCUAAAUGAGGGGGAAGCCUUUGUGUUGUUAUAAGAUGUUUUGUAGAAUUACUGUAAAUAUUUUACCAAUGCACAAAAAAUAUUGUUAACUGUUACUAUUUUUAAUAUUUAAUCUGGAAACUAUUAUUGCUGAACUUAAUAAAACACAUUUUUUGGAUUAACA
This is a messenger RNA of Silurus meridionalis, 3256 nucleotides long. It is a transcript of the gene macc1, whose product is annotated as MET transcriptional regulator MACC1. The coding region runs from base 140 to 2680 and encodes 846 amino acids. Gene Ontology annotation, cellular component: cytoplasm. NCBI's taxonomy places the organism in Eukaryota, Metazoa, Chordata, Actinopteri, Siluriformes, Siluridae. The record is from RefSeq and is a predicted model, not a curated record. The transcript is spliced from 5 exons.